This is a messenger RNA of Penicillium diatomitis, 672 nucleotides long. It is a transcript of the gene rrg9, whose product is annotated as mitochondrial ribosome assembly protein RRG9. Gene Ontology annotation, cellular component: nucleus. The record is from RefSeq and is a predicted model, not a curated record. NCBI's taxonomy places the organism in Eukaryota, Fungi, Ascomycota, Eurotiomycetes, Eurotiales, Aspergillaceae. The coding region runs from base 1 to 672 and encodes 223 amino acids. The transcript has a single exon.
AUGCGUGAGCUUCAUCUGAAUGGGUCACCCGGAACGACAAUGACAUCAGCAAACCCAUCUGCCACCCAUGAAUCAACUCCUGCGACUUCCUCAUCGGCCCCGGCUGAGUUGAGCGCGAGUGCGAGUGCGAGCGCGAGUACAACUCCGGAGUCACAAUCUACCCAGUCGCGUUGGACCAAGUCACAACAACCCUUGAGGAAAGGGAGAACCGAUAAUAAACAAACGAAGCGUGAUCCGGAGCGGACGAAUGUGAAAGGCAGAAAGACCGAUAAACCAAAAGCCACCCCAAAGACCCAGGAGAAAGCCGAACCGUGGCGGACUCAAAAGGAUGCCCUGGAGAAAAAGUUCCCGCAAGGCUGGAACCCUCCCAAGAGGCUCUCGCCCGAUGCGCUUGAAGGGAUUCGUCAUCUACACGCAACCGCUCCCGAGCAGUUCACGACUUCCGUCCUGGCAGAGGAAUUCAAAGUCUCCCCGGAGGCUAUUCGCCGCAUAUUGAAGAGUCGGUGGAGACCGUCCGAGACUGAGGCAGAGGCUCGUCGGAAGCGAUGGGAAAAACGUCACGAAAGGAUUUGGAGUCGAAUGGCCGAGCUGGGUCUGCGGCCCACGACUAAAGCGUCACGUCCAUACUCCGAUGCCAACACACUAUACAAGUCUGGAGAGAGAGGAAUUUAG